AUGGUGGCUUAUCUUUCAGAUGAAAUCCAGAACUUCCUCGCCUCGAUUCAAGACACGGCGGCCGUCUCAAGUCAAAGGAAAAAUGAAGGUGGGAUUGUCGCAACUUCCAAGAGGGUUCCUGAUGGGAAUGAGUGCAGUCUGAUCGAGGAGGAUCUCUACACUGACCAACCAACCAAUCUGUGCCCGGGCGAUGGCACUGACAGAGCAGAGGGUGAGCCUUCAGCUGGAGCUGAUACUAAGAUGCAUCAGGAUAAAGAUGGAAGCAAGGCUGAGGAGGCAGCAGCGGGUAUAGAGGGUUCUGGGGUGGCAGCUGUACCAGACCAAGAUAUGGAUGAUGCUGAGCUGUGCCUUGCUCUGCAGUACUCCAUGGAGAGCAGGUACCAGCUGACAGAGGAGGAUGAGGAACUUCAGAAAGUCCUUCAACUUUCCAAAGAGAUGGCCGCAGGCCAACAGGAAGACAGUCCGGAACUUUCUGCCGGGGCGUUCCACGGUGAGAGCUCAGAGGCCGGCCUUGAGGAAGCGAUCAGGAUGUCCAUGGCGGAGGCUGUGCAGAGCUCCAAUUCCGCGCAGCUGAUGGUCUGCGCCGACAGCGACGAGGACAUCGACCGAUUGGUGAAUGAGUUAGAGAGGAGCGUCCGCUCCCAUCUCCGUGAGGAGGUGAUGAGGCACCAAUGUUUCCGGAACUUGAGCAAAGAUUACGCUAACUACUUGGAAUAUCUCCAACGGAAACACGCUGUGGCCAUCACCCUUGAGGGCACGGAGGUCAGGGUUCACGGGUUUGCAGAUUACACCAUCGAUGCCAAACAGGACAUUGCCCGUCUCAUGCACUGGGCCGCCCAGGAUGAAAUGGCAAAGGUGGAGGAAAUGACAGUCGCAAGGUCUGUCCAGUGGGUGAGGCACUGUCGAAGUGCUGAAACCAUGCCCUACUCUCUAAAAGCAUGUACGUUCAUAGAGAGAGCAUUUCAACAGAAGGAGAAGAGAGUCGAUGUGGUCUUUGAUAACAAACCUUACACCAUUGACUUUGAGCGAAUGGAGGAAUAUAACUUGGGAGCGGCAGAAACUGUUCCAAUUGAGAGGAAGCUUCUCUACCUCCCAGAUGAUACAGAUGUGUCAUCUUUAACUUCCGGACAAAUUGAACUGGUCCAGUUGGACGAAGCAAGUGAGGAAUAUUGCAAGAUGGUGCGACAUUUUUAUGACACCCUGAAGGAUAUGCACAAUAAAAUCCGCAUCAUAAAGGUUGAGAUGGUGAACAACCCACUGCUGUAUCAGCAGUACAAAUUGAAGAAGACCAGCAUGGCAGCCACACAGACAGACGUCGAGAAGGUCCUGUUCCAUGGGACCUCCGAGGGGAGCACCAGAGAGAUCUCCAUGCAUGGCUUCAACAGGAGCUUCUGUGGGAAGAAUGCAACUGUCUACGGGCAAGGAGUUUACUUUGCAGUCAAUGCUGUCAUCUCGGUACAGGACCAAUAUUCACCGCCGAACGCCAAAGGCCAUAAAUUUGUGUUUGUGGCUAAAGUCCUGACUGGAAGCUACACCAAUGGCAAGGCCGAGAUGAAGGCGCCGCCUUUGAAAGAGAACAGCAAGAUGCCGCUCAGAUAUGACUCACUCGUUGACAAUUGCAAGAACCCCAAAAUAUUUGUCAUCUUCAACGAUACCCAGGCAUACCCUCAGUAUCUGAUCACCUGCCGGAACAACUGAUACCUUUGGCCAACAGCUCCUCAUGAAGGUUCAUCUGCUGUGCUCUGCCAUGUUCUGGAUCGAUCCACUGCUGUCUGUACUGAUUGAACCUGACUUAUCUCGCCCAGGUUGAUGGGUAAACUUUAUCACAGGCUGGUUAUUUGCACACUGACCCUGGCCCAAAUUAGGCAUUGCGUUGUAGAAAGCUCCUUCGGUCUCUUUAACUCCCCAUGCUGCCAUUCCAGCUCACUUCAAGCAGCUUCCUGGGAUCAUCAAAGGUUCCUCACUCCACCCCAUCGAAGAAAGAGAAACCCUUUUCAUAAAAUCCCUACAGUGUGGAAACAGGCCCUUCGGCCCAACCAGUCCACACCGAUCCUUACAGCAUCCCACCCCCCCAUAACCCACCUAAUCUACACAUCCCUGAACACUACGGGCAAUUUAGCAUGGCCAAUCCACCUAGCCUGCACAUCUUUGGACUGUAGGAGGAAACCGGAGCACCCUGAGAAAACCCAUGCAGACACGGGGAGAAUGUGCAAACUCCACACAGACAGUUGCCUGAGAGUGGAAUCGAACCCGGGUCCCUGGCGCUGUGAGGCAACAGCGCUAUUACUAGGGUGUAACUCGAAGUCCUUGCUGCCACACGAUUACUGUUUCCUGCUGUUGACUGUGUUCUGAGCAAACUGCCUUAUUCCCAGUUUUGUGACUUAUUUCUUUUUGUGUGUGGGGUGGUGGGGGGCGGGGUUUCUUUAUUCUUUCAUGGGAUGUGGGUGUCUGUGUGGGCCAGCAUGUCGUUGUCCCAUCCCUAAUUGCCCUUGCUGGGUCAUUUCAGAGAGGAGUUAAGAGUCACUCAGAUUUUGCUGUGGGCCUGGAGCCACAUGGGGUCGGGAUUGGGUAAAGACGGUGGAUUUCCCUCCCUAAAGGACAUGAUUGAGGCAGAUUUACAACAGUCACCAUUACUGAAACUAGCUCUCUACUCCAGAAAUGUUGACCCAGCCACUAAUGCCCACGUCCCGUGGGGAAAAAAAAAUAAUUUGAACAUGCAUCCCCGUACCACGAGCAGAUUUUCUUUAAGAUUUAAGGUUUGGGCAAACCAUCUGCUUCUCAAGCGAACACUUCGACUGGCAACUCCAGCUCUGUUACCUCUCUAAAGGCGACCCCUUUCGUAAAAUCGGGGUGGGGGCGUGUGUGUGUGUGUGGGGGGGAUGUGUCAAAAUUGGGACAACUGUCCCACAGGUUGGUCAGUCACCAUCCUGACAUUGAUUCUGCCCCUGGCCACCUGGUCUGGAGGGGGCAGGGAGGUAUGAUUCUGCCCCUGGGCACCUGGUCUGGAGGGGGCAGGGGGUUACAAUUCUGCCCUUGGCCACCUGGUCUGUGGAGGUUCAAGAAAAUGGUUGUGCAGCAACAGCUCAAGGGGCAAUUAGGGAUGGCCAACACAGACAGGCCCUGUCAGGAACACCCAUGUCCCAACAAUUAGUUAUUGUAGGGCUUUGGUGAUUGCUGUCCCUGUGUCCGUGUGUAAUGUUUGAACGCGUAAGCUGCGAGACGUCGAAACUGUGAACGCUUCCAAAAACGCCUCGGGAUCGUCCCUUAAAUCCGAGAAUGCGGCUUUCGCUCCAUAAUGUGCUGGAGACUUGGCGUGCAGUAUCUCGAAAUAGCUUGUUCUUCAUUUGUUUAAGGCACCGUAAAGUCUCGCUUUGAUUUCUUUUAGAAUAUAAAAUGUAAAAUGUUUUCUGAGAUAUUUGACUCUUGUUGUGGGGAAUGAACAGGUAAGACUUAACCUCUCAUGUGAAAAGGGCACGUGGCCUUCCUUUGCUGGAUGCUGGUGUUAGGGGGUGAUGUGCCAUGUUUGAGUUGAAUGGCUGUGCUGAUUGAAGGAAGAUCUGCCUACUCCUCCUCCCUAUUUCUGAGGAGCCUGGGCCUCAGGUGGGAGUGUAAGGGAGAGGAAAACGGGGUGGCGAAGGGCUAGGCUACUGGUGAGAGGUAGGGAACUACAAGGGAGCAAUUUUCAAAGGGAGAAACACAUUGAAAUCAAUAGCACGGCCUGCUUCGGGAUCCUGGACUAGAAUAGUUCCAGGUGCUCCUUGUGCUCAAUUGGCUGAGCUCAGGCAGGUCAGUGCUGCUAUUGACCUCCGUGCCUGAGAGUUGGGUGACAGCUGGGUAGAUAAUAAAUGGAUGGGCUUCCUUUUGCCUUCCCCACCCAUCGACCUCCCACUUCUGCUCAUCAGUCGAGAAGAAACAAACAUGAGAAAGCUGGGAGGAUAGCAGGCAGGCUGAGCCGUGGAGAGCGAAUGGCCCGCUGCUGCUCCUGAUUGUGACUCUCAUACAGUCAGACAGCACGGAAACAGACCCUUCGGUCCAACCAGUCCAUGCUGACCAUGUUCCCAAACUAAAUCAUGUACUUGUCCAAACGCCGUUUCGAUGUUGUAACCGUAGCUGCCUCCACCACUCCCUCUGGCAGUUCAUUCCACAUACGAACCACCCCCCUGUGUGGAAAAGUUGCUCCUCACGUCUCUUUUAAAUAUUUCUCCUCUCACCUUAAAACUAUGCCCCUUCGAGGGACACAAUGGCCUAGUGGUAUUAUCCAGAGACCCAGAUAAUGUUCUGGGGACCUGGGUUCGAAUCCCGCCAUGGCAGAUGGUGGAAUUUGAAUUCAAGAAAAAUCUGGAAUUAAGAAUCUAAUGAUGACCAUGAAUCCAUUGUCAAUUGUCAGAAAAACCCAUCUAGUUCAUUAAUGUCCUUUAGGGAAGGAAACUGUCUUCUGGUCUGGCCUACAUGUGACUCCAGACCCUGAGCAAUGUGGUUGAGUCUGAAUUGUCCUCUGAGCAAUUAGGGAUGGGCAAUAAAUGCUGCCCAGCCAGCAACGCCCUCAUCCUGUGAAUGAAUAAAAUUCCCCCACCCUAGGGAAAAGACCUUUGCUAUUAAUCUUAUCUCAGGAUUGUAGAUUGGAGAAUUGAUUUUAAGAAGUUUAAAUAAGUAAACACAUGAACCUGUUGCUGCAUUGUGUACAUCAUGAUAGAUAUCUUCUGACUUAAUUAAAGUUUUAUCUUUGGACUCCCUAA
Rhincodon typus (whale shark) is the source of this 4736-nucleotide messenger RNA. RefSeq names its product protein mono-ADP-ribosyltransferase PARP10-like. Lineage: Eukaryota; Metazoa; Chordata; Chondrichthyes; Orectolobiformes; Rhincodontidae. Gene Ontology annotation, molecular function: NAD+ poly-ADP-ribosyltransferase activity; transcription corepressor activity. Gene Ontology annotation, cellular component: cytoplasm; nucleus. The record is from RefSeq and is a predicted model, not a curated record. Gene Ontology annotation, biological process: negative regulation of gene expression. The transcript has 4 exons. Bases 1 to 1698 code for a protein of 565 amino acids.